This is a messenger RNA of Lachnellula hyalina, 1134 nucleotides long. Its product is annotated as Cytochrome c peroxidase, mitochondrial. The coding region runs from base 1 to 1134 and encodes 377 amino acids. Gene Ontology annotation, biological process: hydrogen peroxide catabolic process; cellular response to oxidative stress; response to reactive oxygen species. The transcript is spliced from 3 exons. Gene Ontology annotation, molecular function: heme binding; peroxidase activity. The record is from RefSeq and is a predicted model, not a curated record. Lineage: Eukaryota; Fungi; Ascomycota; Leotiomycetes; Helotiales; Lachnaceae.
AUGGCCACCACAGCUACUCGCACCUUCGCCCGAGCGGCCUUCCGAUCUACACCCGCCACAUCGGCUUUCAAGACUUCUUCCCGCAAGACAGCUUUCUCUCUUCCCCGCCAGACAUUCCGCCAGCAAUCCCGGCGCGGAUAUGCCUCUGAACCAGCAGCCAAAUCUUCAUCCACCGGCCUGAUCCUUGGGGUCGGAGCUCUUGCAAUUGCAGGCGGCGCCGGUUACUACUAUUACUCGCAAGGCAACGGCUCUAUCUUCUCUGGAUCUGCCAGUGAAACCACGGGUGUCUUUGUACCAAAGCAGGAGGACUACCAGAAGGUGUAUAAUGAGAUUGCGGCGCUGUUGCAAGAUAAGGACGACUACGAUGAUGGGAGCUAUGGCCCGGUCUUGGUGAGAUUGGCGUGGCAUGCGUCAGGGACGUAUGAUAAGGAGACGGGUACUGGUGGCAGUAACGGAGCCACAAUGCGCUUUCAACCGGAGGGUGACCAUGGUGCCAAUGCUGGUUUAGUCACUGCGCGAGACUUCCUGGCGCCGGUUAAGGCCAAGUUCCCUUGGAUCACCUACUCCGAUCUCUGGAUCCUCGCUGGUAUUUGCGCCAUCCAAGAAAUGCAAGGCCCCACCAUCCCAUACAGACCUGGCCGCAUGGAUAAGGACAUUGCAGCUUGCACACCCGAUGGACGUCUCCCAGAUGCUUCGCAAGGAAACAAGCAUCUGCGUGGUAUCUUUGGCCGUAUGGGAUUCAACGACCAGGAGAUUGUUGCCCUAUCUGGAGCACACGCCUUGGGUCGUUGCCACACUGACCGCAGCGGUUUCGAUGGUCCAUGGACUUUCUCCCCAACCGUUGUGACCAACGAAUACUACAAGCUCCUUUUGAACGAGAAGUGGAACUGGAAGAAGUGGAAUGGUCCUAAGCAGUACGAAGACAAGACCUCCAAGACCCUAAUGAUGCUUCCUACCGACAUGGCGCUCGUUUCUGACAAGGCUUUCAAGCAAUGGGUCGAAAAAUAUGCCAAGGACGAGGGACUCUUCUUCAAGGAUUUCGCAGCCGUUAUCACCAAGCUUUUCGAACUCGGUGUUCCUUUCGAUGAGACUACUCAACAGACCCCAAUGACCCUCAAGCCAACCGCAAACUAA